AUGGCAGGCAAAAAAGAAGACUCCGAAACCAGCCAAAAUCAGGUCUCUGUCGGAGACAAGCACAAAACUGAAGUAGAAAAUCCAGAUGCGAAACGAGCCAAAGUCGAAGAAGAGGAAGGGGCAUUGUCUGACAAGAUCAACGACAAUGGCAAAGAGAAAGAAGACGGCACUAGUCAAGACGUAAAAGAAGAACGGGCAGAUUCCAACCCUGAUACCAAGCCUGAAGAUGACACCGCGGAGCCAGAGAAAGAGGACUGCGACGUUCCAUCAAGCAUUCUUGAGAAGGGCGUCAUCUACUUCUUCAUCAGAGGGCGCGUCGACGUAGAGAAGCCAAAAGAAGUGGACGACAUUGCGCGAAGCUUCAUCAUUCUGCGACCAAUAGCGCAUGAUGCCAAGCUGAGCGAGGGGCCGCUUAGAGAUGCUGGAAACACGCGAAUUCUUGUUUUGCCAAAAAAGGUGCUUCCAUCAAGCGGCAGAGAACGAUUUCUAUUGUUUGUAGAGAAGUCGGGAGCAUCCUACGACGAAAUCAAAGGCCAAUUUCUUGCUGGCGAAGAGUACGAGACAAAGACGAAAGGAACCAGGCAUUCCCCAGCAGCGACACCAAUUGGUGAAGGUGUCUACGCCAUUACAACCACUGGAAGGGAAAGCCAUCUGGCGUAUAUGCUUACAAUUCCGCAACAACUGGGCGAAGUGCAAAACGCUCUCAAAGUGAAAGAGCAAGGCAGUUUCAUCAUCAGCACCAAGAAUCCGAAAUAUCCAUCGCCAGCUUCGGCACGGCUACCCAAAGACCCAGAGUUCCCCAAAAAGAUCCUUGAAGAGUUUCGGGAUUUGAGAUGGAUUCCAUCGCGGCCAAAUCAUUUCGACUACGACAACUCGCAGAUUCUGCUCAUAGGCGAAUCUUCGGGGAUCGAGAAGGCUAUGACACCCCAAGAAGAAGAUGAAAAAGCGAACAAGGAGAAACCGCUCGAGGCCAUGGAAGAAUUGGAAGAAGAAGAUUUGAAGCGGAUGAAGCACAUGCCGGGGGAUUCCUCUGCUUCAAUUUAUGCAGAUUUGAAGGCACACGCAGAGGACUAUCCGAAGCUCCAGACUACAUUUUAG
This is a messenger RNA of Trichoderma atroviride IMI 206040, 1098 nucleotides long. RefSeq lists its product as uncharacterized. The record is from RefSeq and is a predicted model, not a curated record. NCBI's taxonomy places the organism in Eukaryota, Fungi, Ascomycota, Sordariomycetes, Hypocreales, Hypocreaceae.